UUCUUUUUAUUUUCUUUCCUUUUCCGUGCACAAACAAACCUGCUAUUCCCUCUCUUCGCCCCUCUCUCUCUCUCUCUCUCUCUCUCUCUCCCCUUUCUCUUUUUUCCGAGACAGGGAGAGAUAGAGAAGCAGAGAAUCUGCAGAACAAACAUCCAACUCUCCUAAUCAUUUUCCUUCUCUGUCCACACUCUUGUCUCAUAAAUUGCCACGAUAUUUCACCCUUUUCCCUACAUUCACCUUUUUCUCUUCUUUCAUUCGCUUUUUCUUCCUACCUGAAUUUCCUCCUCUCUCUAUCCCCCACAAUAAAUUUCCGUUUCUUCUUCAACAAUUUCGUGUUGCGUGGCUCAAAUUUUCAAUUUUUCGCAUUCCCAGAAGGGAAUUCAAGUAGCAUGUUACGUUUCGUGGGGUCCCGCUUCUGAAUUUGAAACAAAUUUUGUUGAGUUUUCUGCAAAGCUUUAGUUUUUCUUGACUCUCGUUGCUUUUGAGCAUCUGGGUCGGUGAGGAAUUACCGGAAAAUCAUGCCGCCGGCUCUGAUGGACCCUCCAUUCCCGGAAUCGUCGUCGGUGCCGUCUUUAAGCUCCGACACCGUUUCUCAGGGAUCGGCACCGGAGAGUCGGCGAUUCGUGGAUCUUAGAGGUUUGCAGUGGCGUAUAAAUCUUGGGGUGUUACCGUCUUCUUCUUCCAUUGAUGAUCUUCGUCGUGCCACCGCCAAUUCGAGAAGGAGGUAUGCCAGUUUGAGAGGACGCCUCCUGGUUGAUCCGCAUCUUCCCAAGGAUGGAAGUGGUUCACCUGAUCUUGUCAUGGACAACCCACUUUCACAAAAUCCAGACAGUACAUGGAGUCGCUAUUUUCGGAAUGCGGAGCUGGAGAGGAUGGUUGAUCAGGACUUAUCACGUUUAUAUCCAGAACAUGGCAACUAUUUUCAGACACCAGGAUGCCAAGGCAUAUUGAGACGAAUUUUAUUACUAUGGUGUCUCAGACACCCAGAAUGUGGUUAUAGACAAGGAAUGCAUGAAUUACUUGCUCCGGUGCUUUAUGUUCUCCAAGUUGAUGUGGAACGUCUUUCUGAAGUCCGAAAGCUUUAUGAAGAUCACUUCACAGACAGAUUUGACGAUCUCUUUUUUCAAGAGAAUGAUCUCUCUUACAGCUUUGAUUUUAGAAAAUCUUCAGACUUAAUGGAGGAUGAAAUUGGCUCUAAUGGAAAUGCAACGAAAAUGAAGAGUCUUGAUGAACUUGAUCCUGAGAUACAGACCAUUGUAUUGCUAAGUGAUGCUUACGGGGCUGAAGGUGAACUGGGCGUUGUUUUAUCUGAGAAAUUCAUCGAACAUGAUGCAUACUGCAUGUUUGAUGCUUUAAUGAAUGGUGCUCGUGGUUCAGUUGCAAUGGCCGAUUUCUUCUCUUAUUCACCUGUACAUGGGUCUCAUACUGGCUUGCCUCCUGUAAUUGAAGCUUCUGCUGCAUUGUAUCAUUUGUUGUCUCAUGUGGAUUCAUCUCUGCAUAGCCAUCUUGUUGAGCUUGGAGUUGAACCCCAAUACUUUGCUCUCCGCUGGUUGCGAGUUUUAUUUGGACGGGAAUUUUCACUAGGCAACCUCUUGAUAAUCUGGGAUGAAAUCUUUCUAUCAGAUAAUAGUAAAAUGGAUAAACACAUCGAGGAUAACACAGACUCUGGUUUUAGGAUCUUUCAAUCCUCUCGUGGAGCAUUCAUCACAGCUAUGGCUGUGGCGAUGAUACUUCGUUUAAGAUCUUCACUGCUUGCAACUGAAAAUCCAACAAUCUGUCUCCAGAGAUUAUUAAACUUCCCUGAGGACACUGACAUUAAAAAACUAAUAGAGAAGGCUAAAUCCUUGCAGGCUCUUGCAUUAAGUACUGACAUUUCAUCUUCAAUGCCUUCAUUUGUGGAUUAUUAUCAUAACCAGGGUAAAUCAAUUAUUGCUAAAUCUCACACUUCUGAAUCAGCUUCACCAAAAAAUCCUCUGAAAUUGUUACCUGAUAGCUACUGGGAAGAAAAGUGGAGAGUUGUCCAUAGUUCUAAAGAACAUAAGCAAGAUGGAGUAGAAAAAGAGGUUCCAACUAGGAAGAAGGGAUGGACAGAAAAAGUGAAAUUCAGUUUGAGAAGAACAGAAUCUGACCCUUCAUCAAGGAUUAAGAGUGGUAAAAAGGAAUCUAAGUCAACUGUUAGGCGCAAUUUGUUAGAAGAUCUUUCUAAGGAACUUGGCUUUGAGGAAGAUACAGAAACGCGGCACUGUCAUGAAAUCUUGCGCCAACAGGAUAAUCUUUCUACAGCAGUCCAAGAGGAGCAUCGAGAUGAUGUCUCUGAAGGCAGCAACUGCUACUCUUCCGAGGAUAGAUGUCUAAGUCGAAACAUCAGUGAGGAUAACUCACCUAUAAUUUCUUGCCCUGCUAGUCCUCCUAACGAGGCCAAUUAUCCUGAAAACGACUCGCAGAAGAGCAGUGUUGGGUCUAAUUUAUCCCUUGAUGAAAUUCAUGAAACUUCACAUAGUAGUCCCAUUGAUUCACCUGUUCCAACAUCUGAUCAUCCCAAGAACGAAUCUCGGAUAUCAGGGUCCCAUAAUAUCAAUAAUUCUACACGAAACUCAACCACACAUUCUGACAGAAAACUGAAUAAAUUCCAGUGGCUUUGGAAAUUUGGGCAGAACAAUGGCGAGUUUAUGUCAGACAAAGGAGAAGAUUCUUCUGAGGCUGUAAAACCUGCCAACAACAGUAACAAUCAAAAUAAUACAAUCCCCUCUUCUACAGCUAAUGGACAUUGUAGUUCUGUUUAUUGCAAAGGGGAUUCUACAGAGCAGAAUGUGAUGGACAGUUUGCGGAAUCUUGGGCAGUCUAUGCUUGAGCAUAUUCAGGUGAUCGAGUGUGCUUUCCAACAAGAGCCGGGAGAAGGAGCAUUAUCAGUGGAUAACAUGUCAAAGAAUCCUGUGAUUGGUAAAGAGGAGGUUACUGCCAUAUCAGCUCUGGAGGAGCUCCGCAGAAUUAGCAAUCUUUUGUCUGAGAUGUGAGAGUGAGAGGAAACUUACAUUCUCUGUAUAUAUUUUUGUAAUUACAAUUCUUUAGUGACCAUAAGAUGGUUUCUUCUGCUUCACUUCCUUAUAUAGCUCAUAAAUACCAAAGUUUUGCAGAUGUUCUGACUGAGAGAUGAAUAUGUAUAUAAACAAAUAUUCGGGUUACUGUGAAAUAAAUUAUGACUCAUUCCUGUUUAUGAU
Abrus precatorius (Indian licorice) is the source of this 3218-nucleotide messenger RNA. RefSeq lists its product as uncharacterized. NCBI's taxonomy places the organism in Eukaryota, Viridiplantae, Streptophyta, Magnoliopsida, Fabales, Fabaceae. The record is from RefSeq and is a predicted model, not a curated record. The coding region runs from base 519 to 3014 and encodes 831 amino acids. Gene Ontology annotation, biological process: activation of GTPase activity. The transcript is spliced from 5 exons. Gene Ontology annotation, molecular function: GTPase activator activity.